AUGAACUCGAAACUUCUCAAUGUGGCUCGCCGCUUCGGAUCGUCGAAUUCGACGUCUCAGAUGAUGCUCGCGAAUCUCACUUUCGGAAAUAUGCGUUCCAGCGGCACCCCCCUUAUUCUGGUGCCGGGUCUGUUCGGUACCAAGGAAAACUGGAUUCGUGUGGGAAAGGAUCUGAGUCAACGUCUCGGAUGUAUGGUGUUCGCCGUGGAGAACCGUAAUCACGGUGGCAGCUCAAUGGCUCCUUCUAUGACGUAUCCCGAGAUGGCUGAUGAUCUCGUUGGAUUUAUCGAUUGGGUUCGGAAGAUCACUGGAGAGGAUCAAGUCAACCUUCACGGUCAUUCGAUGGGCGGGAAGACGGUCACACAGUUGGCGACGACGCCAGAAUACGCGCCACGCAUUAAGAAUCUGAUUGUCGAGGAUAUGUCGCCGUUGGGGUAUCCGUUGAAGAGAGCCGAAUAUCUCGACUGUAUCAAACACAUGAUCGCUACGGACAUGAACAAAACCCGAUCGGAAGUGAUGGCGGAACUCGGCGAGAAGGUCUCAAAAGUGCUUCUCUACCAAUUCGUUCGCGGAAAUCUCGGCGAAGACGUCAACGGAAAGGCUCAGUGGACGUGUAAUCUGAAUGUGAUCGACGAGACUUAUAUCUAUCUUCUGAGUCACGAUAUUCGAUUCGGAGUUUUCGAGGGCCCCACUCUGUUCCAGCGUGCUUCUGGAUCCGGAUUCUUGCCAGCCGCUCACAAAAAUCGAGUCGAGAAAAUGUUCCCGAUGGUAAAAUUCGCCGAAACCGCCUGGUCUAACCACUGGAUUCACGCCGACGACCCGAAAUUCUUUGUCGACUCGAUUUGUGAAUUUUUGGAGGAGCCAAACGAGCUUGGAGACCUCGGACGCAAGGCGAUGAUCUGA
This is a messenger RNA of Caenorhabditis remanei, 903 nucleotides long. RefSeq lists its product as uncharacterized. The coding region runs from base 1 to 903 and encodes 300 amino acids. The record is from RefSeq and is a predicted model, not a curated record. Lineage: Eukaryota; Metazoa; Nematoda; Chromadorea; Rhabditida; Rhabditidae. The transcript is spliced from 4 exons. Gene Ontology annotation, cellular component: mitochondrion.